Messenger RNA from Anguilla anguilla (European eel), 1478 nucleotides. RefSeq names its product calcium binding protein 4 (gene cabp4). Gene Ontology annotation, molecular function: calcium ion binding. The transcript is spliced from 6 exons. The coding region runs from base 12 to 638 and encodes 208 amino acids. The record is from RefSeq and is a predicted model, not a curated record. Lineage: Eukaryota; Metazoa; Chordata; Actinopteri; Anguilliformes; Anguillidae.
ACCCCCCCGGGAUGGACUUGCCACGGGACGCACCCCAAGAUCCUACCCCUCUGGACCAAGAUCUACAGCCGCAGGUCUCACCAGGAGCGGCCCGCCGUCGUGGGUGGAGUAGAACCUUCAGUGAAAACUCUGUUUCUAUGGUUCACGCUCCCUUCCUCAGCAACCUGUUUGGAGAGGAGAGAGACUUGGCACCAGCAGAGCUGGAAGAGCUGAAUGAGGCCUUCAGGGAGUUUGACUAUGACCAGGAUGGGUACCUGCACUACAAGGACCUGGCCGAGUGUAUGAGGACCAUGGACUACAUGCCUACUGAGAUGGAGCUGAUUGAGAUCAUCCAGCACAUCAAGAUGAGAUCGGGCGGCCGGAUCGACUUUGAGGAUUUCUGUGACCUGAUGGGGCCCCGCAUGCUGGCUGAGACGGCCCACAUGCUCGGAGUCAGGGAGAUGAAGUGUGCUUUCAAACAGUUUGACUGUGAUGGGGACGGACAGAUCACCUUUGAGGAUCUGAGGGAGGCGGUGAGGUCGCUCCUGGGGGAGAGGCUGAAGCAGGGGGAGGUGGAGGAUCUCCUCCGGGACAUCGACCUCAACGGGGACGGCUCCGUUGACUUUGACGAAUUCGUCAUGAUGCUGUCCAUCCCAUAACCGCAGUCGUCAUGGACGCUGGAUAUCAUGGCUAAGCAAGAGAGCGUGCGUGUGUGUGCAUGUGUGUGUGUGCCUGCAUGUGACAAUAAUUUUGUCAUUGACACCGGAUUAAGAAGCUUAUUAUUUUACAUGUUAUACAGGUCUUUUAAUAUAUGUUAUUAUUAGCUACAUGCAUAAAAGCUAUUUUGAAUAUUGUAUACAGAGGUAGCUUUAAAUACAUCAAAAUCAAUCAUUUUGAUCUGAUAUUAGCUGAAUGCAAUGUAAAAUUUAAAAAAUCAUUGAAAAACAAAACAAGAAUAUAACAAAUCAGAGUUCUGUCGCACAUUAAAAUAGGAAAACAAAAAGACACAGUGGUCAUGGACAGUUCUUGCCACCUAGUGGACAUGUACAGUACUGGAGCAAGGCAGCCUCGUAAAAAGAAACAACUUUGAUAAUAUAGUGUAGUCUUUAGACUUAUUUAUUUAUUUCCAGACUUUUGGAUAAAAUGUCUUCCAUUUUGAACAUUUCACGUCAUCAGAUUCAUUCAUUCAUUUGUCUGGCUCUCUUCCAUGUGCACACAUUGUGAUAUGCUGUCUGCCAUUUAUAUUUUUGGCUCUACAAGCCCCAUGUUGUUUUGGUGACCUCUGAUGCUCUGCUAUUUCGAUAAACUCAAAAUGUCAGUGUGAAAGACAGGGCCAGUAGUUGCCUUGUCGUAGGAAGCUCGAGUUUGGCAGUUCAGGGUUGAGGAAAAAAAACUAUGUUAUAAAUCUAUCCCGGCACCAACAAUAUAAAUUCUGCAAAGAAAAAAACAAACAAACAUGGAUCAUAUCAUGUGGUUUCAAAGGUUAUGGGCAGGGGCAA